AUGCCGUCUGCGGAUUCCUCGCGAGCGAUGGUCACACCCAUUACGUCUUCUAAAACCCCAGCCAUCCUUCCUGAUACGAAGCGCCAUCCGUCCCGAAAGCCUCUGGCUAACGAAAAGCCUGCUUUGGGUCCCUUUGUGGUGACCCCAGGGUCAAACACGUCGUCCCCACUUGGUAGACUUGCCAUAGAAUUAAGAUUGACUAUCUUCGAAAUGGUAUCUCAAGACGGAGUGGUCUCAGAUCUAUUCCAUGCGGCCUUGGUUUGCCGUGAUUGGUACAAAAUUUGCAUCCCCAUCCUCUGGACCAACAUCCCCGUCACGAAUGAGAACAUAGAGCCCGUGAGCCGUUCACUAAACACCGUCAGCCAGGAAAGGUGUAAUAGCAUCCGGAAUCUAUCAAUUCGUCUCAGCCCCGUACAUAAAAAAUACUGCGAUCCAUCUUCAACAUACACGCUGUUGGGGUUAUCUCCCAUACAAGUGUCACCAAUAGAACAAUCUUGGACAGAAAUCAAGAAUCUCAUCCCCGAAUAUGAAUUAAAUAUUCACGAUGGGAACAGGCGCUAUGAUGAUUACACAUGCCAUCUUAUCAUCGCGAGGCUCUUAGACGUAAUUCGCAGGAGACUACAUCGUCUCCAAAUAUUUUCCUUACGUAGCGCCGAGCCUUCCCAUAAUGUAUUCGAGCAAUGGCAAACCGGUAGCUUGGCACAUGUGCAUAUCCCCCAGAGUUUCCUUCGGUUCCUCUUGCGAGCACUGCCACCAUCUUGCAUCAGCCUCGAGUUAGAUGAUGGCCGUCCGUUAAGCUUUUUACGAGGCCAACACUUGUGCAGCACGCUGAGGGAGGUCAUUCCGCGCUUAUACCACUUACGUUUGCGCGUUGGGCAGUACUGUCCGUGUCUUUUUGAUCCUGAGUUCUCCGUGCCGGAAAAAAAUACGAAUCGCCAAUACCAUAUACCAUUCAGUAACAUUAGAAGUCUCUCCAUUUCAUUCCUGGUUGCUAUAGCUCGCUUUAUGGGACCAGCAGGCGAGAAGCUCUGCGCACAGUACCCGCGACCUUCACUUCUGCCCCUAGCUUUGCCCGAACUCCAUGCUCACCUCUGGGAUGCUAACAGACUGGCACUGAUUUAUCAAAAUCGGCUCGCAGCCCAUCUCAGGGCUGUAUAUGAGGGAGGAUUCUUUCCUAACAUUGAAGAACUUUCCUUAGUACACAGGGUUCACGGAACUCUCCGCCCACGAGGAGAGCCCUUUCAUUUCAGUCACGUCGAUGUACUUGGAAAAUGUGUGCGAAUCUUUCCAGCGGUUCGACUCCACUAUCAGAAAGAGGGUGCUCCUAGAAAUGACUGGAUCCCCGACUGGAUCGAUGCAUUUAAACUUCAAUCCCUUCACUAUUCUAACAACAAGAAAUACAUUGCAAAUGAAUGCGAGAUCUUGUGCGCGCUCGACAAAACUUGGAGGACAAGCUCCAACGGCAUUCGCUUCCCAGCAUUGGCCAUAAAAUCGAAGGAUAUGAACACGAGCGGAUUGAAAGGACUUCAUCCAAUGUUUGCGAUGGAGGACGAGACAUCUGUCCUUCAGAGGCUACUAGAUUUCUAUCAAAGAAGUUGUGCUGAUGACCCGCGCGUUCGGGAAGCAGUCCAAGAGGUUGAGGACCAAAUCAAACUAGUCAUGGGAAUGAACAUAGCCACACAGGAUUACGAUGGAUUAGUAGAGGAUGAGCGUGAAAUGCAUACAUUCUAGUCGCACCUACCGUGAAUCACUAGCUAGACAUAAUACGCUAAACCUCUCGCCGGAAUUAAGGAG
Molecule: messenger RNA, 1794 nt
Organism: Lindgomyces ingoldianus
Lineage: Eukaryota; Fungi; Ascomycota; Dothideomycetes; Pleosporales; Lindgomycetaceae
Exons: 1
Coding region: 1-1731 (576 amino acids)
Source: RefSeq, a predicted model, not a curated record